Vitrella brassicaformis is the source of this 3512-nucleotide messenger RNA. The record is from the annotation of a GenBank genome assembly. NCBI's taxonomy places the organism in Eukaryota, Vitrellaceae.
GUCCGUCACAGGUCUCACGUCAAUUCAAUUAGCCACAUGGAGCACACCACCGACCCUCCCAGUCACCCCCUCCUGUCUGUCGCCUUCAGUCAGCAAGAUCCAGCGUCAGCACCUGCUGCUUCAUGUGCAUCACAGCCUGGCCCCGUUGCUGCUGCCGAGGAGACGGAGGAUAGGCCAGCCGUGCCCCAGGGUGCUGCACCGCUGAGACCGGCCGACUCACUCGAGGCUUCUUCUGCUGUACAUCAGUGGUGGACGACCGCCGUGGCUGCGGCGAUGGUGGGGGCUGAGGUGGGGGCGGGGCAGGGGGGUUGAUGCGGUAUGAAGACGAGACGGUGGGUUUGGCGUAGGAGGGCACCUCCCCUGGGGCCGAGUACCGUCUGGCGGGCUUCCUCGGUGGGACCUCCUCAGUGUCUUCCUCCUCAUCUUCUUCAUCUGACUCACUCUCCUCUUCUCCUUCUUCUUCUUCGUUUUCAUCUUCCUCUUCGUCGUCCUCUUCCUCUUCCUCUGCUUCUGACUCGGACGAUGACUCCUCAGCUGCCGCCACCUGCUGUCGCGGGGGCGGGGGGUGCUUGGAUCGGCUGCUCCUGUCAUCGGACUGAAGGGAAAGGGGCAAAGGAAAGGCAUGCAGUGUGUCUGACUGUCUGGGGAGGGUGGGUGGUGGUGGUGGUGUGGCGUACGUCGAUUCUGAGGAGCUCGGCGACGAUGUCGACUGGCAGAUUGACGAGAGAGGCCACCUCACUCACACCCUACACACACACACACACGCAGAAGGAAUCCCUUGUGCAUGACUGACGAUAGGUACACCAAUGCGCCGAUGCGAUGCGCACCGGUGGAGGUGGGAGUCCAGAUGGCGGCAGUGGUUCGGUCAUCCGCCUCCGCUGCAGCAGCUUCAUCGCCGCCUGGGUCCGGCACUUGGGGCACUGACACGUGAAGCCAUAAUCCUGAUGACACACAACCAGAUGCCUCCAUGCACCGCACCCCUGCAGACUCUAUCACCCGUACGGCUACCUGCUGCAGCUGCUUCUGCCGGAGUUCCAGCGGCUUGGCCUCGUCGAUGUACGACUGGAGGAUCUCCUCGCCCGCCCGGAUGGGCCGUGCCGCCUUGACCACCGACUCUUUGCAGUUGACGUAAUCCACGUCAACAUUCGGCCAGCACGAAUGAUUCGUCAACGCAACUAUGCGACACACACACAGACAUAAGGAAAGAUAUUGGGCCGAGGGGCCAUCAUUUGUGUUGGUAUGUGGGUGUUUCACCUGAUCUGAAGAGCCCGAUACCGAGGAACGGCGGGAAGAUGCCGUUCUUGUCGUCGUUUUCGUCAGAGUCUGCGUCGCGUGUGUCGGCGGCCAUGGCGGCAGUGGGGCUGUGAGGAAGCUCGUGCUCCUCUUCCUCCUCCUCCACACAAUCCACUAUACGCUUUACCUCACGAAACACCUGCACACACACACACAUCCAUCCAUCCAUCUAUUGAGGGGUCUCGUUGCGUAUGAAGACGUACCGGUUGGCAUGCAAUGAGUGCCCUGUGCACAUUCUGUGGUGUGGUGACUCUGUUGGCCAUGUUGCGGCGGAUGAUGCGGUUGAGGGGGUGGGGGAACUCCACGUUCAUGUUGACCAGAUCGAACUGACCCUGAUCCAUGAAUGGGUGCACCGAGAGCACACCAUUCACACACAGCCGGACAGAGGAUGGAUGGCUGGCUCUUUGACCGCCAAUGUCUUCCACAUGUACCGUACCAGUAGGUUAGCGUAGUACUCGAGCGAGAAGAGCUCCAGCCAGUUUGGCGGCGGGAUCGACGGGUGCGUGUGUGCGUCUUUGGUGUCGCGCGUGAUGACGUCCAGGAACACCUGAUUGAGCCGACUCAGAGACUCCGACAGACUGCACAGGCAGGGAUCCGGGCAGUGAGGAAAUUGAGAAUUUGCGGCUCAAUGUCCGUCCCUGCCACCAUUCACUCACCACUUGAGUCUGUGUUCUCUAUAGUGAAGGCUCGACGGCUGCCGCCGCACCCUAUCCUCACCAACCAAGUCAUACCUGCAUCGCAUCAGAGCCAUCCAAUCCACGCAACAGAAAGGACGCCAUUCACGCCAACACGGGAUAUGAUUUGUGUUGUUGGCCUCUCACCAGGGUUUUUGGUAGAAAACGGCGUACUCCGCCAUGCACAGGUCGAGGGGCCGCUCCUCGUACUUGACCUGACAGAUAAUGUCGGCGUACACCAGGCCGGCGAGAAUGAAGUUCUCGUGAUAGCGACGCGCAUGCCUGACGAGAGAAAGCAGAGCUGUGAAUGGCCGGCAGGCAGAUGCAUGGAUGCACGUUGCUCUGUGGCGUAUGUGUACUUGCAGAAGUCCUUCCAUUUGUGACGUCUGACGGGGGUCAUCUCGGCGCACAGGAUGCGAUGAUGCGUUGAACGAAGGGCGGUCUGAGGGACGAAGGAAGGAAACACAGACAUGUGAACAGUCGUGAAUGCGUGUUCGUUGAUGUGUUUAGCCUGCCGCACCUGCAUGCAUUCGUGUGAGCAGAAGACCUCCCCAGAGCCGUGUGGGCACUUGAGGGGGCGAGGCAACCCUUCCUCCAGAUACUGCACACCCAAUUAAACACCCAACCACACCCAUUUUAUGCCCGCAUCAGUGAGUGGCUGGAGCCGCCUCUCUCUGCGUACCUUGGUCACAUGUGAGGUCAGGGCCUGGUGCGCCUCGGGAAAGUUCUUGGCCAACGACUUGCCCGCACUGAUGCCGACAGACAGACAGACAGCCACACAGACCGAUAUGCAUAAUAUGAGGAAGGGCACAGUGUUCAUGGAUGGGGUCUGUUGACACCCACUUGGCGAGUACGUGGUCGAGCUGCUGGCGAAAUCCACCCACUAUACGGAAGCAGUGGCUGCACGCUAUGCAGCAGCGUCUGUUGUGGAAAGGGCAGACAGACAGGCACACAGACAGACGACAUGAGUGCGGCACAACACAGCUGUGGUUCACUCACUCCCUCUCUGUGGUGUGGGCUCACUUGGAGUACAGGUGCUGCAUGGCCUUGAGUGGUGUGUCCCGGUACACAACUGCAUAAGCAGAACAGGCCGGCAAUGCACAGCACACAGGCGACCCUUUGCCUCUCCUUUGGCUUCUCUCACCAUCUCCCUUUUGGAAGUCCCUCAGUGCCACGAGCCCCAUGCCCAUCUCUCGACCAAAGUAGCGAAUGCCCACAUCCUUGAACGUGCUGUCGCAGAACCGCUCAUGCCACAUCCGAUAGAUCUCGCUGCGCAACGCAUAUGGCGGCCACGGCUCAGUCUCACUCUCAGUCUCCCUCGCCGUCAGCUGCUCAUCCCGCUCCUCUACCAGAGAAGCAGAGUCUUCUGGUGCUUCAGGCUCUUCUGCCGGUGCCAUCGUGACCUCUUCUGCUUGGCCUGGAGGCCGGCUGAUGUCUUGUUGGCUCACCGCCGGCGCCGAAGCAGCAUUCAUGCCGAAGGCUCGGAUGACGAAUAUCAGAUAACCACGUUCCGAUGAUGUGACAAAGAAGUUGAUACAAAACGCC